AACCCGUUAAACCCAUUUCAGUCCAACCCAUCAGCAGGCCACAGGAGGGCGCCUUGCUGUUGCUCUCGCCUUCGCCUGCCUCUCCUCCCGCACUAGCACAGCAGUCAGAGGCCGUGCCCUUGAUGGCCGUGGCGAUGGAUGCCGCCGCCGCCGGAAGGGAGAUGCGGCCUUCGGAUAAAGAGUUCUUCCGCGCUGCGGAGUCUGGCGACGCCGCCGCGUUCGCCUCCCUCGCCCCCGCCGACCUCGCCGCGAUCCUCUCCCUCCGCAACGAGGACGGCCGCUCCCUUCUCCACGUUGCCGCUGCCGCCGGACACCCCCAGGUGGUGCUCGCGCUUGCGGAGGCCGGCGGUGACGCCGCAGCCAGCGUCGUGAACGCGAAGGACGAGGAGGGGUGGGCGCCGAUCCACUCCGCCGCGAGCACCGGCAAUGCCCAGAUCAUCGACAUCCUGCUUGAGCGAGGUGCUGAUGUUGACUUGACUACUGACGGUGGCCGAACUGCUCUUCAUUAUGCCGCAAGUAAAGGGAGGCUUAACAUAGCUGAAAAACUAAUAGCACAUGGUGCAAAUGUCAACAAGAAAGACAAGUUUGGCUGCACACCCCUGCAUAGAGCUGCAAGCACUGGAAAUGCAGAGCUGUCUGAAUUCCUCAUUGAGGAAGGUGCUGAGGUUGAUGCUGUUGACAGGACAGGACAAACACCUCUGAUGAAUGCCGUUAUAUGCGAGAACAAAGGGGUUGCUCUUCUGCUAAUUAGACAUGGUGCUGAUGUUGAUGUUGAGGACAAGGAAGGAUAUACUGUCCUUGGUCGAGCAUCUAGCAGCUUCAGACCCGCACUUGUCGAUGCAGCCAAGGCAAUGCUCGAAGGUUGAUUUUUGUGGUGCUGCUGCUCAAGGGUAAUGGAAAGUGUGUGGGAUGGGAGAAAGCUGUGGUAAAGAGAAGUUUCUUUUGUGUCCCUUCUCUAAGUCGGAACUCUAUCCAGAAUCUGAUUGACCAGCUAGAACUCAUUGCAUCUCUAAGUUUCAUUGAUUUUGGAAUUCUUUAACCUUAUAACAUGUUAAGUACUAUUAACCAUUAGCAAACUUUUGGCUCCCGUAAUAG
Messenger RNA from Phragmites australis (common reed), 1095 nucleotides. RefSeq lists its product as uncharacterized. Gene Ontology annotation, molecular function: protein binding. Gene Ontology annotation, cellular component: cytoplasm; nucleus. NCBI's taxonomy places the organism in Eukaryota, Viridiplantae, Streptophyta, Magnoliopsida, Poales, Poaceae. The record is from RefSeq and is a predicted model, not a curated record. Bases 123 to 866 code for a protein of 247 amino acids. The transcript is spliced from 5 exons.